Molecule: messenger RNA, 1951 nt
Organism: Salvia miltiorrhiza (redroot sage)
Lineage: Eukaryota; Viridiplantae; Streptophyta; Magnoliopsida; Lamiales; Lamiaceae
Exons: 1
Coding region: 1-1758 (585 amino acids)
Molecular function (GO): zinc ion binding
Source: RefSeq, a predicted model, not a curated record
AUGGAAGAUCGUGAUUUUGUUGUUGGCCAGGAGUUUCCAGACGUUAAGGCCUUCCGCAAUGCAAUCAAAGAGGCUGCCAUUGCACAACAUUUUGAGCUUCGGAUAGUUAAAAGCGAUCUCAUCCGGUACAUAGCUAAAUGUGCUGCUGAAGGCUGUCCAUGGCGAAUACGUGCAGUGAAGCUUCCAAAUGCUCCAACUUUCACGAUAAGAAGUCUAGAUGGAACGCACACUUGUGGGAAGAACGCACAUGCUGGGCAUCAUCAGGCUUCUGUAGACUGGAUCGUCAACUUCAUAGAGGAACGGUUGCGUGACAACAUAAAUUACAAGCCAAAGGAUAUCUUGCACGAUGUAUAUGAGCAAUACGGGAUAACUAUACCCUACAAGCAGGCCUGGCGUGCCAAGGAGCGUGGACUGCAAGCCAUAUACGGCUCUUCUGAAGAAGGGUAUUACCUCCUUCCUGUGUACUGUGAGCAAAUCAGGAAGAACAAUCCGGGAAGUGUUGCUGAGGUGUUUACUGCUGGUUCUGACAACCGGUUUCAACGUGUUUUUAUUUCCUUUUAUGCUUCGAUAAAGGGGUUUCUCGAGGGUUGCCUCCCAAUCAUUGGGCUUGGUGGCUUUCCACUUAAAAGUAAAUAUCUUGGCACUUUACUUUCAGCAACUUCCUUUGAUGCUGAUGGUGGAUUAUUUCCGCUUGCCUUUGGUGUUGUUGAUGUAGAGAACGAUGAAAGUUGGAUGUGGUUCUUGUCGGAACUACAUAAGGCCUUUGAGAUGCAUACAGAGAUCAUACCGCAUCUCACCUUCUUAUCCAAAUGGCAGAAAGGUGUUGGGGAUGCUGUAAAAAGGAAGUUCCCGACUUGUUGUCAUGCCAUAUGUAUGAAACACUUGAGCGAAAGCAUUGUUAGAGAAUUCAAGAACCCUCGGCUUGUCCAGCUGCUGUGGAAAGCAGCAUAUGCUACUACUGCUUCUGCGUUCAAGGAAAAAAUGGUAGAACUCGAGGAGGUCUCAGCAGAAGCAACGAAAUGGCUACAACAAUACCCACCUUCUCGUUGGGCAUUGAUAUAUUUUGAGGGAUCUCGGUAUGGGCAUCUCUCAUCAAAUGUCGAGGAAUUCAAUCAAUGGAUUCUUGAAACUCGGGACCUGCCAGUGACUCAGGUGAUUGAACAGAUCCACUGUAAAUUGAUAAUGGAGUUUCAGGAGAGGCGUGCAAGGUGCAAGUCGUGGUUCUCCAUACUCGCUCCAUCUGCAGAGAAGCACAUGAUUGAGGCCAUGAACCGUGCUUCCACCUAUCAAGUUCUUCGGUCAGAUGAGGUGGAGUUUGAGGUCCUCUCAGCCGAGCGUUCUGACAUUGUGAACAUCAGAACGUAUUCGUGUUCUUGUCGUGAUUGGCAGCUCAAUGGAUUACCAUGCUCGCAUGCUGUUGCUGCCCUCAUCUCCUCCAAGAACCAUAUAUAUGCUUUCACAUCAAAGUACUUCACUGUGGCUAGUUACACUGCUGCAUAUGCUGAAGAGAUACAUCCUAUGCCUGGUAAGAUUGAGUGGAAGAAGGAUGGUGAGAGCGAGACUGCCAUGGACGAUGAAAUGAGGACUGUACGGCCUCCUAAGGUUAGACGGCCCCCUGGACGCCCUGAGAAGAAGCGAAUGUGUGUAGAGGAUCUUAAUCGGGAGAAGCAUACCGUCCACUGUAGUCGAUGCAAUCAGACCGGGCAUUAUAAGUCGACCUGCAAAUCGGACGUUUGUAAGAGUAUACAACAAAUCUAGGUGUCUCAGUUUUGUAAUUUUGGUCAAAAAUAGGUGUAAGCUGAUCCUGCCUGGUGGUGUUCUCCCCUCUUCUCUCUACAAAACCGUAAAUGUCUUGUAAAAUAGGAUUCUUCUUGUACUUCAAAUGUGUCUAGACCAUAAAAGAUGUAUUCUUUGUACAUUCUUACUCUUUGAAAAUUGAUACUUUAUUCAA